AUGGACAGUAACUCGGUGUCUCCAAUGCCGGAGCUGGCCCCUAUAGCGGAGUUCGAUAAAUCACCGCCAUCGCCGCCUAACGAGGAGGUGCCUAUGGACGACCUGCCGCCGCCACCAGCUACCAUCUCGCAGGCUGAGGGGAAGAAAAUAAAAGUCGCUGUUACAGUUACCUUACCCUACAAACUAGGUACUUCUACGAUAGUCAAGAAAGUCCACGAUAGAUCACCAUCAUCCAUGAAAACAAGCUACCUUGGUAGUAACCAGAUAAAGAAGAAGAAGAAUGUAGAAUAA
Molecule: messenger RNA, 291 nt
Organism: Arctia plantaginis
Lineage: Eukaryota; Metazoa; Arthropoda; Insecta; Lepidoptera; Erebidae
Source: the annotation of a GenBank genome assembly